Molecule: messenger RNA, 1143 nt
Organism: Quercus lobata
Lineage: Eukaryota; Viridiplantae; Streptophyta; Magnoliopsida; Fagales; Fagaceae
Exons: 2
Coding region: 26-925 (299 amino acids)
Molecular function (GO): zinc ion binding
Source: RefSeq, a predicted model, not a curated record
UCAUGAAGCAAAAUUCACGUCCAUAAUGCAAACCAUUAAGGAGGCCGAGAUUAAUUUACUGAGGGGUGUAGACCCUACUGAUCGCCACAUCCUACGCUAUAUGCCUUACACAUAUCUAAUGAGUGAGGAUGUUGAUAAAUGGACCCAGUCACAGGAUGGUGGAAGACGUUACGGGGCAAUGACAACCAAUAUCUCUGAGUGUUUUAAUGGGGUACUUAAAGGUGCCCGCGGUUUGCCCAUUGCUGCAAUGGUUGAGUUCACAUGGUCCAAACUUGUUGCAUAUUUCUACGAUCGACAUGAAAAAAUUCUUUUUGAUCUCUCUCAAGGUAAGGUGUGGAGUGAUUAUGCAAUGAAGAUCUAUAACAAAAAUGAGCAGAAAACUGCAGGACACACUCUGAGGAAUUUUAAUCAUGAAAUUGGUGUAUAUCAAGUGGUUACCCCGUAUAACGAUCAUAGAGGUGGAGGGGGAAACCACAGUCAUGAAGUGCAUGUAAUUGAGCAAACAUGUGGUUGUGGGAAGUGGCAAAACUUGAAGAUCCCUUGUUCACAUGCAAUUAAAGUUCUUAAAGGUCUGCACCUCGAUGCGACAAGCUAUAUUGACCCAUGUUACAGUUUGAACAACGCCAUUCAGACAUAUUCACAUCAUUUUGUGGUGCCAAAAUCAGAGUCAUUGUGGAGGGAUGUUCGCGGACCACGAUGGGUGCCUAACCCACAGCUGUUGCGGGGCAAAGGUCGUCCUGUGAAGUCAAGAUUAAGGAAUGAAAUGGAUGGGAUACAACGAGAACGGGGAAGCCAGAGGGAAGAUCCGGACUUGAGAGAGAUUCAACCAAGGCAACGAUGUGGAGUGUGUCAUCAAGAGGGGCAUAACCGCAGAUGCUGUCCCAAUUCCCAUGGCGCUUCGACAAGUGGUAGUGCUGCAAACUAGGCGAGCGGAGACUGGAUUUUUGAAUGGCAUUGUACGUGGGAGUUGUGGUUAUGUUCGGUAUGGACAAGUGCAGCAAAUUCUAUGUAGACUAUGUUGUAUCAGUAUGGAAAUGUUAUAGGUGACUAUGUAGAGUAUGUUGUAUCAGUAUGGACAAGUGUUAGACGACUAUGUUGUAUUGACUUAGUUUUUAUUUUGUUAAUUGCUAAAUAUUGUGCUAA